AUGGCCGCCGGCAUGGGCGUGCUCCUCGACGUCCAGGACGGCGAGGGGAAGACGUGGCGGUUCCGGUACUUGUACUGCCGGAGCAGCCGGAUCUACAUCCUCACCAAGGGCUGGAGGCGCUUCGUCCGGGAGAAGGGCCUCCAGGCCGGUGACACGGUGGCGUUCUCCCGGUCGGCGAUUGGGCCGUUCAAGCAGAUGCACAUAGACUACUGGAAGAAGAAGCAGGAGGAUGUCACGGCCGAUGACGCCAUCGCCGCCGUCGAUUCCCCUGUCGUCAUGCUGUUUGGCCUUGACAUUGCCAGAAGAGGAAGUCCAGAGCUACGGAGUAGUAGCUAG
Molecule: messenger RNA, 336 nt
Organism: Panicum virgatum (switchgrass)
Lineage: Eukaryota; Viridiplantae; Streptophyta; Magnoliopsida; Poales; Poaceae
Product: AP2/ERF and B3 domain-containing protein Os01g0141000-like
Exons: 1
Coding region: 1-336 (111 amino acids)
Molecular function (GO): DNA-binding transcription factor activity; DNA binding
Source: RefSeq, a predicted model, not a curated record